GUUAGUGCGUGCAUAGAACAGCGUGUGGUGUUGAAGUUUCUUGUGAACAAAGGCGUAAAACCCGUAGAUAUCUACAGAAGACAUCAUGCACAGUACGGUGAUGAGACACUCAGCCUCAGUAAGACAUUUGAAAGGUGUAAAUGUUUCAAAAAUGGCCGUACAGUGACGAUCCCAGCCGUGGUGGUUCCCAGCCCACAGCAGUCAUUCCUGUGAACAUUCAGUGCAUGGAACACCUGAUCCUGGAUAAUCGAUGUAUAACCUGCAGUGAAAUUGCACAAGAGACAAAUCUUUUUGUGAACACAAGGAUGACGAAGUGAAGCCGGCUGUCC
Molecule: messenger RNA, 329 nt
Organism: Staurois parvus
Lineage: Eukaryota; Metazoa; Chordata; Amphibia; Anura; Ranidae
Source: the annotation of a GenBank genome assembly